This is a messenger RNA of Hirundo rustica (Barn swallow), 4470 nucleotides long. Its product is annotated as interferon-induced protein with tetratricopeptide repeats 5-like. Gene Ontology annotation, biological process: defense response to virus. Lineage: Eukaryota; Metazoa; Chordata; Aves; Passeriformes; Hirundinidae. Gene Ontology annotation, cellular component: cytosol. Bases 194 to 1666 code for a protein of 490 amino acids. The transcript is spliced from 2 exons. Gene Ontology annotation, molecular function: protein binding. The record is from RefSeq and is a predicted model, not a curated record.
GAAAGAGAGCAGCUUAGUGACUAAACAGUUUCGAUUCUGCAGACUGACUAUUCUGCUUUGCCAAACCCAGAGAAAAGCUAAGUUUCACUUUCUGUUCCCAGUUAUUUCACCACAAAUCACAUGAGGGCUGGAUCAAAUAAAAUGGAAAGCACAACAGUGGGCAGCACUUCUUUGUCUUUGAGGCUGCCUGAAGAUGAGUGAGCAGAGAAGAGAAAUCAUGAGUACCAUUUCCAAGGAUUCCUUGAAGACUUCCCUGCUGCAGUUAGAAUGUCAUUUUACGUGGGCUUUGCUGAAGGAGCAUGUAGGUCUUGAGGCCCUAGAGGAAACAAUACGUGAUCAUAUCAAGUUCGUCGUAGAAUCCAACAUUGUAGAUUAUAAUAUACUCUCCUAUGUAUGUCACCUGAAGAAUUCAAAUGAGGAAGCCCUGAGAAAUCUCAGAAAAGCUGAAGAAGCUAUUCAAAAACAUCACCCAGGUGAAAUUGCCAGGAGAAGUCUUGUUACAUGGGGGAAUUAUGCCUGGAUUUACUACCAUAUGCAGAGAUAUGAAGAAGCUCAAGCUUAUGUAAGCAAAGUGGAAAACAGCUGCAAAAAGCUUUCAAGUACUGCUGAUGGGAAGAUUCAGCUUCCAGAGAUCUGUGCUGAGCAAGGAUGGGCAUUUUUACGUUUUGGGAGGAAUUACUUCGAGAGGGCAAAGAAUUGCUUUGAGAAUGCUCUGAAGAGUGAUCCCGAUAACCCAGAUUUUAAUGCUGGCUAUGCAAUAGCAAUGUAUCGCUUGGAAGAUUGCGCUGAGAGGUAUGGUGAAGAGAUGAAGUCAUGCCUUGAGGCCCUGAAGCAGGCAGUGGAACUGAAUCCAGAGGACACUACCAUUCUGGCAUUACUUGCAUUAAAACUCCAGCGAUUAAAGCGAGGUCAUGAAGGGGAGAGGUACAUUGAAGAAGGACUGCAGAAAACCCCUGAUUCUCCUGUUUUCCUGCGACAUGCUGCUAAUUUUUACAGAAAGAAAGGAGAUGUGAACAAGGCAGUGGAAAUUUUGGAGAAGGCCCUAGCACUGACGCCACAGUCUGUCGUUCUGCAUCACCAACUAGGACUCUGCUACAGAAGUCUGCUACAGAAGACACUUCACUUGAAAAGGACAAGAUACACACCUCGAGAGGAAGUGGAGAAUCUCAUCCAGCUUGCCAUUUUUCAUUUUAAAAUAGUGAUAGAAAAAAAGCCAGUAUUUUUUUCUGCCUAUGGUGACCUAGCAAACAUAUAUGCACUAGGCAGGAGGUAUGAAGAAGCAGAAGAGCUAUUUCAGGAAGUGCUUCAGAGAAAUGAUGUACCCUGUGAGGAAAAACAAGAAAUCUACUUCUGUUAUGGCAAUUUUCAGCAUUUUCACAUGAAGUCAGAAUCAGAAGCCAUUAAGUAUUACAUAGAAGGUCUGAAAAUAGACAAAGAUUCCUAUGGAAGAAAAAAGUGCAGUGAAGCUGUGGAGACAUUGUUGGGACGGAAAAUUAGGAGCGGUUUAGGAGAUGCCACAGACAUUGGUACACUUGGACUCGUUCAUAAACUAAAUAGUAAGAAACAAGAGGCAAUUGAAUGUUAUAAGAAAGCUAUUGCUUUGGAUCCCAACAAUGAAGAGUAUCAGACUGCAUUAGUUGAGCUACAACUUUCCAUCUCAAGCUAAAGCUCACAAAAAUCCUAUGUACCAAAAAAAACCCCAAACCAAGGACAUUUCAACUGACACAAAACUUCUUUUGUUGUUUGUUUUUCAUUUGAAGGUAGACAUUAUGACCAGAUGGAACACGAUGGCAUCACUUUCAUGGUGGUCAUAGUAUAGAAACUGCAGAUAACAAUUGUUUGUUUGUUUGUUCACUAACAGAUAGCACACUUGGAUAACUAUAGAAUAAAUAUAUACAAUAUAACCUGAUGCUAACAUGGGUAUAAAUGUACUUAAGUGAUGGUCUGUAGAACAUAGAACUUCUACAUUGAAAACAAACAUUAUCUUCAACUGAGAAAAAGAUAAGGGAAUCAUAUUGUAGUAUUUUGUCUGUACACUUGAAGGGCAUGCUUAUACACAAAGAGAAUUUCUGAAGCUUUUUUAGGCAUUUCAAAAAUAUCCUCUGUAGAAGAAACUUUCGUUGAAGUCUUGUUCAGUUUACUACCUUGUAUGCUGUUGAAUUAUGAAAAACAAACUGUUUAGCUAGUCCACUGGAAAACUUACAAAGUGUGUAUUAUUGUUGUGAACUACUAAAGUCUGUUGAAUACAUCAACUGUUGCUUCUGGGUAUCUCUUUGAUGACCAGCCUUCAUGUUAGUAGAUUAAGUAAAGAUAAAUAGCCAUUCCAAAAAGUAAGAAGGAGAGAGUUUUAGUAGAAUACAAAAGGCUGAGAAGACAGCCCCAUUUAUUUUCCCUGAGCUCUCAGCAAAAGGGAAAGCUCUCCAGGGGCAUUGCUCCAAAGAAUUAAACUGCACAAAAGAGCAUCUCUCUAAUUUACCCAAAGCACCCUAACAGGAACCACAACAGCAAACAUCUGGAGAGGAAGAAAAGGCAGUCUUUGAAAUGCCAAAGAGAGGGCUAUGGCCAUGCUUGUGAAACAGGCCAGGGAUAGCAAACACACACAAGAAAUGACCUGAACUGGACAUGGAAGGCAGAGCACUACCAGAGCAGAGUUGGGUGAGCACCACAGAGCAGGGGAACAUAAGUGGUGUGUGGAUAAAGGAUUGGGUGCUACAGAGUCUACAUGAAUGGAAGAAAGGGCUGAAAUGACAGAAUGGGUUGACAAGGUGAUUGUCUCCAGAUAUCCAACUAAAUUUCAAUAUUCUUUGCAACAUCCUGGCCUAAUUCCCCAGUAUUGUACCUUUGUUUGAUAGACCAUAGUAUGUUGCAUCAAGCACCAGCAUGUCCCUGAGAGUGACCCGCACCUCGGGGCCCAGCGCACUCUGCUAAUAAAGAGCUGACAAAAAGGUGAGGAGAAGGGGUCCUGUUUGGAAAUCCAAGCACUGCUUAUGUCAGCAUAUGUAUCAUGGGUACAGCCUCGAAUGUGUUCCAGGGACAAGAGCCAAAACGGGGCCAAGGAUCCAGGGUUAUAUACCAGAGAAAAUGGGUGGUCUUGAUGGUCAGGGUCCAAUAGGGAUUGGGGGAAAAUGGUGCAGAGGGGUGGCCAGGAACCAGGGGGACUAAUAGGAUCACAGGGGUGUGGUAUUGCAGCAAAAAUAAGCCAGUGGGGUCCAAGGGAAGGAAGAACAUUCUGGGAGGAGUGCAUAUAUGGUGAACAGGAGCAGAGCAGGCUGAUAUAAACUUAGCAAACCAAUAGAACAACAAAACCCAAGAAAUAUUAACAUGUGGCUGCAAAGGCCCAUGGGAGGAAAGUUUUUCUCACUCUAAUGUAAAAGGGUAUCUCAGGCUGCUAGGCUUCCAUAAUAGUACUCAGGGAUAACUUAUGCUGUACUUCCAAAACACUUCUGAGCCCUAGCCACUAGUGUAGCAUGAAGCAAACUGGUCACAGAGCCUAUCAGAAAGUAUGUGCAUGUGAGUUUCUAGCCAUCCUGGAGCAUUCCUGCAUCCACAACGGCACCCCUGUACAGACAGGAUGACAGACCAUGAAGGAGUGCAAAACACCAAUGCUAGGUCACAAAUUAUCAAUAAACCUCUUCCUUCUCAGCUCUCCUUCAGAGAAUCUUUCAUAACACAAACAAAAGCCAUCAGGUGUACAUAAUUGCAAACACCCUCUUCCUAAGAAAGAGCUGGAGCAAAAUCCACCCUGGUUUCCCAGCACCCUGCCAGCUUCUCUCUUUCACACAAAGGCAAUCCUACCUGGGGAAGGAGCAGUGAGGAGGGAGAACAGGAAAGACUGGGAACAGUUCUACCAGACCACUCCUGAAAGCUGGCUGAAAUAACAGUGAGGGCAAAGUCAGGAACCGGUGACAUUACAUUGGUGUGCCCAGUAUGGGGACAAAAGGGUCUGUUAGAUGAUCUCACUGCCUUUGUGAAUCUUGAGGGUUUCUAAGAUCAGAAUCAUAGCUAUAUAAACUCUACUGAGGGCAUAGAGGGUGGAGGGCAGCAGAGAAGAAUUUAAGGAAGAGGUGGUGUGGGUUCUCAAAGCCAUGGUGGCACAUCCAUCUUCCCAUCUACACUGCCAUCAGGAUGUCUCCUGAAAAAAAGAACCUUGAAGAAAUAAGGAUAAGUUAUAAAUUAUUUGGGGGGGAAAAAAAAAAAAAAAAGAGCCUGAAUUUUUAUGAAGAGUCAUAGCAGCUCGAUCUGCAUAGUGAAGAAACUAACUGUGAGAUCUAGUAAUGCAAAAAGUGUAUUUGUUGUGCCUCACCUCCUCUCUACUCUGGACCAUACUACUACCUGGGGAUGCUCUGUGCAAACACAACCUCCUGGAUUUUGGCUCUUGUGAACGAGGAAAAACGUUAUUUUCCACAUGGUGGUGCUGCUGCAUUACCUGGCAUGCCAACAUGGGGAGCAGGUUAAGCACGAGCUUCGGGA